Molecule: messenger RNA, 3248 nt
Organism: Spirodela intermedia
Lineage: Eukaryota; Viridiplantae; Streptophyta; Magnoliopsida; Alismatales; Araceae
Source: the annotation of a GenBank genome assembly
AUGGAAAUGUUUCCCGACUGUGGGAUGGCAGUGAGGCUCUCUGCUACAUCCUCCGCCGGCAUCGCAAUCGCCUCGUGCUUUUUCCCCAGCACGCGCGGAGGGCCCCCCUUCCUCAUUCGGCCUUGUCCACCGCCUUGCCCGCCGAAGAUAUUUUCCCACAUUUGCUAUGCUAAGAAGAGAAACUCCUAUCUCGAACCGGUUCUCAAGCAGCCCGCGAGCGGAGGUACGGAAGAAGGUGAAGAAGAGGUAAUGGACUACGCCGACGAAGACAAGGAUUCUAUUGACGAAUUAGAAGAUGGUGAGAAACGCGCUCUUCGUAUUUCGGUUGAGCAAGGAUUUUAUGACUGUUUAUUGGCAUUUGAUUGGGUUUCGUCGACUUUAUCACUCAAUUUUUUUCUUCACAGUUUAUUUGCUGCGUCGAAUUUCGAUUUUUCGUUCUGAGUUCUUCCGAACUUAUUGUCUUAUGUUCUUCAAUUUCUGCUCGAAAUUUCCAUCCAUGACAUUCUGAGAUGGCAAGAUUUAUACCUGCACGUAAUUUGGCAAGCGCUGAAUCGUAAGCCUUGCCGAAUGAGGAGGAUCAUGUCGACGAGUCGACCAACAACCACGGUAAAAACGUCCCAGGCCUUAAUAUUGCAUUCCUUUGAAGGGUUUUUUAGGUACACAUUGUCAAGAACCGAAAUAAAAUAUUUCUUCGAUGCACCUUGCUUUAAGGCCUGAAUAAGAUUCAUAACAUGAUCUUGAGUUGAUGAUGGUUUUCUCUAAAGCGAUCAAAAUUCUGGUUCAUACCACUGGUGGGUGCUCCACUUACCCUGAGAUGGUGAUCCUUGGGCCAUGAUCCUGAAAUUUUACCACUGGACUUAGAGACAUCCACAAUAUUUCAUUUAUUCCUAAUGUCAACUCAAAUUUUGUCAAGCUGAGGUCGGUUUCAUGCUUGUGACUUUCCCAUCUGUAAUAUGAUCCCGGGGCAGGAAGAACCCUCACAUGAGGCUUUCUAGUUGUGAUUCAAACACAAGAUGAGCCACCGUUGAAGCAAUUUUUAAGAAAGUUUUAAGUUUGACGGAAACUAUAAAUAUGACGGGAACAGGGUAGUGGAUAUUAUUGUCUACACAUCUUCCUCAUGAUGCUGUUUGGUGGAAUUGAAUGAGUAUACUAUUUCGAGCAUUCAUAUUUAGGUAGAGCACUGGUAAAGUCCACUCAGGGGUAGUCUUUUGCAUCAUCACUUCAUUAUUCCAUGGCACAGAAAUCUUUGAGGAUGAUGAUGAUGAGGAUUUUGAAGACGAAUUCGAAGUCGACGAGGGUGAUCCCUAUGUAAGUUUUUAUAAUCUCUAAUGAACAUGUAAUCUAUUUGAAUUACUAAAAGCUAACUUAUAAAUCCGACCCUGUCACAGGUUGGAGAUGGAGCCGCAGGAGGUGGAAUAUCGCUUGCUGGUAUGUGGUGGGACAAAGAAGCCUUGGCUAUAGCGGAGGAGGUUUCUAAAACGUUUGAUGGCGAUUUGAAGAUAUAUGCUUUUAAAACUUGUGCAAAUUCAGUUAUUCGAGUGCGUAUAGAGAAACUCUCCACGAAGUAAGUGAUCACUUGGAAAACUAAAUCUUGGCAAAGUCAAAAAUGGUGUUCCUUGUGAAAAAAUAGGCUUGAAGGGUGGAAUGCGGAAAUUUCUUUUUGAGCAGGUUGUGGUGUAGGUUUAUCUCAAUCGUGUCAUUUGAUCACUUAGUUUUCCAAAUUAUUAUAAAUAUUAUUCAUUAAGAGAUGCAACCUGAGGUCUCCUUGAUGAGUUUGUUGUUGGUCUUUUUAAUUCUUCAAUACGAUCAACUGAGAUUCAUUAAUCUUAAAAAUCCUAUUAUUUUUUUUCGUUUUGUUCUUGAGAUCGUGACAAACAUAAACCACGCAGCUGUGAUGCGAGCUUUGCGCUUGAAACACCUUGGUUUGGGAAAAAUCCUUGACUUUUGGUGGAACUGUCCAAGCUUAAAGUGGGGAUUAAGAUCCAGAAGUGAAAGACUAAGGGGCACUUUAAGGGCUUCAAACAUUAAAGAAAGAAACCUUGCCCACGAGAGAAAUGGAUCCAGAAGCGUUUCUUUGCCCUUACUUUAUUUUUUGCUUUGAGAGGCUUUUUUUGGGAGGGAUGGGGGGGAGGCUGUGUGGACUGGGGCUGUUGAAAUAUAGACUACCUGUGCAUAAAUUAUCAUGUGAUAUUAGGACGAGUUAUAGUCUUAUUCUUCCUAAUUUAGGCAUCAGACUAGCUAAGUUUUGGUCAACGUUUUACCAAGCUUCCCCAUCCCUUUUCUUCGUAGCUUUUUCACCUGAUGAGUAGGAACAUUACUGUUUUACCUUCUUUUUUUUUUGUGUUCGAAUUUACUGUGCGUAUGCUUUCUCUAGGAAAUCUUAGUACCUUUUUAACUGUUCAACAGCUAAUCGUUUUGUUUCGACGGCUGACUAUAUGAAAGUUACCUGCUUCUGAUUAAAUUAAUUUCCCAGGUAUGGCUCCCCCAGUAUGUCUGACAUAGAGAAUUUCUCGUCUGCCUAUCGAGAACGCCUGGAUGAAGCUGAGCGUGCUGGGACCAUUCCUGAAAACAUAUCUCUGGAAGUAGGUUUUCCUUUCUCCAUUCUGAUUUUGAUUGAUACCCUCUAUGCUCAAGUAACCAACGACUCUUCCGGGUUUAUUUUAUAUAUAUAUUUUUAGUUCAUGUUUACUUGAUAAGUGGGCUUUCAUUCCUGUGGUUUGACGUCAGUCUAUUAGCUGAUCAGCAGCCGUCCUUGGGAACAAAAAAAAAACGAUAUUUUCUUCAGAUUUUCUAGUCGGGCAUUAUUCAUUCACGACGAGGUAGACGAGAGAUGCAUAGGAGAGAUGGCCAUGGUUCAGAUCGGCUCAAUUUUCUUUUGAAUUUCUUCACUUCGUCGUCUGCUAUUUGACUUCUGAAGAACCUCCAUGAACCCCCAGGUUUCGUCCCCCGGAGUAGAGAGGGUGGUCCGAAUACCAGAGGAGUUGGAGCGCUUCAAGGAGCGGGCGUUUUACGUGAAAUACGCCAGAGAGGCGGCCGAGGAGGGCUCACCACCGCAGGAGGGCGACGGCGUUUUCAAGCUGGUCUCCUUCGACGUGGAAGCUGGGCACUGCACCUGGAGCCUGGCGGAUGUGAGAAUCAACAGAGAGAAAGCGGGAAAAGGAAGGCCGCUGAGCAAGAAGCAAAGAGACUGGCGGCUGCAGACCCCCUUCGACUCCCUACGACUCGUCCGGGUGCACUCCGAGUGCUGA